Messenger RNA from Melanaphis sacchari, 1219 nucleotides. RefSeq lists its product as uncharacterized. The record is from RefSeq and is a predicted model, not a curated record. Bases 191 to 1186 code for a protein of 331 amino acids. Lineage: Eukaryota; Metazoa; Arthropoda; Insecta; Hemiptera; Aphididae. The transcript is spliced from 8 exons.
UGGCAAUAGCCACAAUAACCAGUAUACCAGAAAAAUUGAAACUUUCAGACAACAACCGCCGCCGCCACCACCACAAAAACAACAACCAUCACCACAAAUACAACAAUCACCACCACAGGUACAACAACCACCACCACAGAUACAACAACCACCACCACAGAUACAGCAACCACCACCACAGCAGCAAACAAUGUCACAAGUGACAAAUUGUGUAUCAACACCAAAAACAGCUAAUCCAAUGAAAAAUCAACAACAUCCUAUGCCCUUACAGGAUUUACCACCUCAACUACAUUGUCCCAAACCAGAGGCUGAAACUCAAGUACCAACUACUGUGGUUACUCAAUCAUCUACAGUACAGGAUCAUCAGAACAAACAGAUAAAAGUUGAAGAUGAAAAACCAAAAAAUGAGAAGUCUGAAGUAAAAUGGCCAGUCAAACGUAAAAUUAGCAAGAAAGAACGUAAAAAGCGACUAAAUGCUAGAAUGCGUCGUUUAGUAUCUCCUAAAAGUCCAUUGAUGGUAUUUUCUGAAUUGUUCAAAGAUGUACCAAUUCACUUACAAGAGCACCCACUUCAUAAUGUUAUGAGUUACACUGCUACACUUGAGAUUGAUGGUCAAAUUUAUUCUGCAAAUCAUAUUUCUAAGACUCAAGCCAAACAAAAGGCAUGUGAAAACUUCUUGCGCAUUAUGUUGGCAAAAAAAAUAAGUGAACGAUCUGAAAAAAAAGAAGAAUCUCCCAUGCAGGUUGAUAUGGAAGUUGGAGAAAAUAGUUCAGUGUCAAAACCUAAAGGACCCCCACAAGAGGAUUUUCCUUGGCCACAUUUUGCUUCAUUAGCUAUGCAUAACUUAAUAAAUCAAUGGGAGCUACAACCUGUUGUUACAAAAGCUAAUUAUGUACAUGAAGAACCAAAUGUCAUCAAAUCACAACCUAAGACUGGUGCUAUGAGAAAGUUUCCUGAAAACCCGAAAAAUUGUAAUCCAAUACAGUUAAUAAAUCAAAUGAAACCCGGUGUACAAUUUGUUGAAACUAUAAUGAGUUUAAAAACUCCAUCACUUUUUCAAGUGAGCUGUGUGAUAGAUGAUGUUCCAUUUUCUGGACAAGGUUCAACAAAAAAGGCAGCUAAAAAGGAAUGUUGUAUUGAAGCAAUCAAAUAUUUUUGGCAAUUUGAUUUCCGUGCGAAUAAUUAAUUUAAGAAAUUAAAAUUUUGUUUAUAAUAAUAU